Hemicordylus capensis (graceful crag lizard) is the source of this 1694-nucleotide messenger RNA. Its product is annotated as alpha-1-antiproteinase 2-like. Gene Ontology annotation, biological process: negative regulation of endopeptidase activity. The record is from RefSeq and is a predicted model, not a curated record. The transcript is spliced from 6 exons. Lineage: Eukaryota; Metazoa; Chordata; Lepidosauria; Squamata; Cordylidae. Bases 160 to 1497 code for a protein of 445 amino acids. Gene Ontology annotation, molecular function: serine-type endopeptidase inhibitor activity.
UACACAAGACUGUUACAUAAAUAGUGAAGUGGGACAAAGCGUUCACAGAGCCACCCAGCGAUCAGACUGGCAACCCUUGGCAGCACGACUCCAGUUCAACGGUCUCCCCGUGCUUCUAAAGAAAGGCAACUCUGAAUGUACUAUUAACUCCAUAGGAAUAUGAUGGCUAAUGUUCACCUCUGUCUGCUGUUUGCUGGUCUCUGUGCUUUUACUUAUGCUCAUUAUAUUACCGGUCACCAUGAGGAACAUGUUCACCAAUAUGACCCUCAUCCUUCCGCUGAAGGUCAUCAAAGAAGCAAAAAUGAGAUUUGUCAAAAGAUAUUUGCAGGAAGUGCUGAUUUUGCCUUCAAAUUAUACCACCAGGCUGCUUUGGAGGAUCCUGGCAAGAACAUUUUCUUUUCUCCACUGAGCAUUUUCACUGUCCUUGCAAUGGUCUCCCUGGAGGCUAAGUCUGCCACUGCGAAUCAGCUUUUUUCAGUUCUUGGUCUGAACCAUUCAGAGAUGAAUGAGCAAGAAAUACAUGAAUGUUUUCAUCAUCUCUUCCAAAUGAUGAACCGCAAUAACUCUGACAUUGAGUUGCGUAUUGGGAAUGUUCUUUUCAUAGAUAACAAAUGGCAGCCACAAGCAAAGUUCUUGCAUGACUCCAAACUUUACUACCAGGCUGAAGUUCUUCCAAUAGACUUGAAAAAUUGGACAGAAGCCCAGGCCCAGAUCCAAAGCUACCUAAAGAAGAAAACCCAAGGGAAAUUAGUAGAUGUGAUCCGGGGUCUUGAUCCAGAGGAUGGCAUAUUUCUCGUAAACUAUAUUAUAAUGAAAGUCUCCUGGGAAAAUCCUUUCAGUCUUCUGAAUGCUCAAGAAAAUCUCUUCUUUGUGGAUGAAGACACAACAGUGAAAGUUGAUAUGAUGGAGGAGGAAGGCUAUUUUAGGAGUUACUAUGAUAAGAGACUGUUCUGUGAGGUGGUUGAGAUCCCCUACAAAGGCAACGUUUCGGCACUCUUCAUUCUGCCUGAGCAAGGAAAAUUGAAACUGGUGGAAGAGGCAUUCAGAGAAGAAAUUUUGCUAAAAUGGAAGGGCUUAUUGAAACUACGGAGAAGAAGUGUGUCUCUUCCAAAGACUUCAAUUUCUGAAAGUUACGAUAUCACAGAGGUGCUUAAAAACCUGGGUGUUACUGACCUUUUCAAAGAGAGAGCAGAACAAUCUGGAAUUACUGGGGAACAUGAGCUGGAGGCUAUUCAAAAAGAUCAUCUGAACUUCCAUGAGAAUGGCACAGAAGCUGCAGCUACCACUGACAAUGAAGCUAUUGACAAGGCAGUUCUGGAUCUACAUGAAGGUGGCACUGAGACAGCAUCUACCACCACUUUUGAGAACAUGCCAUUGUCUGCCGGAACUUCUCUUGAUGAGACUUCUGAUCUCGAUUUCGAUAGACCAUACUUGAUGGUCAUUUUUGAUUAUAGCACACGAAGCAUGCUUUUUAUUGGGAAAAUGAGGAAGCCCUGAAGAUUCCUGAAUAUGAAGUGAACAGAGAGAAGCUUACAAAGAGAGCCCUGUUCGAUGAUUAAGAAACCAUUUUUUGCAUUUGCAGUACACCUUUGCUAGCAUGAGCCAAGCUCCUUUAGUGCAGUAAUGAUUAUUUUGAUGACAAAUAAGAGAAGAGCUGCAAAAUAACGGUAUAAUAAAUAUAUUUAAAACACUGA